AAUUGACCCAGUCGAAUCUUCUCUGCUUUUGUAAUUUAAAUUAGAAUAAGAACAGAAUCUGAUCAUUAAACAUGCCACCAAACGUUCAAAUACUUGACAAUGUUCUAAAGAGAUUAGAGGAUGUAUAUUCACCUAUUGCUGGCUGCUUGUUUGGAGUCAUGUAUGAGGGCAAAGUAUUGGUUGUAGGAGUUGGUUUUGAAUUGCAGAAGCCUGGUGCAAAAAGACCAAUAUGGUAUGAUACAACUCAGCAGUUAUAUCCUACGGGUAUUGAUUGGUGUGGUGUAUUCACAAUCGAACUUGAUAUCAAUGUUGAAGUAUCCUCUGAUAUUAAAGAAUGCAUGAAAGAUGUUGCUGUUACUAAUAAUCCAUUAUAUUUGCGAAAAGAUAUAAACACUGGCACUGUUAAUCUUUUCUAUUCUGAUUGUUCUCAUUUGAAGUUUUGUGAUUAUGAGAUAAUUAAAAAAAGUGAAUUUAUGGAAAAGUUUGUAUACCUUCGUUUAGUUGGUAUGACUUAUAUUUGUUUACCUCUUGAUCUAAAAGCUCGUCAUGUAGAAAGAGCAAUGGAAAAAAUUUCUGCUAGGAUUGCUGCUGGUAUGUUUUUUCAAAUGGGCAGUUCUAAAAUUUAUUUGAAUAAAUAUACAACUAAGUAUGACCAUUCAUGUCUUGGUACAAUUUUUGAUAUGUUAAGAAAGGAAAAGGACUUCCGAAAUAAUGUGGAAGUCUUAAAAGUAUCUGCUCUUUUCCCACAAGGACCAUUCAUUGCAGAUGAUAACAAACUUUACAAGCCUCAGAUUUAUGAUUAUUCUUAUCCUCAAAUUUUGGACAAAAAUGAAAAAGAAAAACAUUAUAAAUUUGUUAUGAAUUUGCCUUUUGAUGCGUUAUGUAUAGCUCAUAGAGACAGAGAAAUGGAUGAAGUCUAUGAUCUACUUAUUGAUACUGCGGAAAGGACAGUGUUUCUCUGUGAAAGUUAUUUACUUAAGUACAUUCGUGACCCAUUGAAAGUUCAUAAUAUACGUGCACACCAUUUUUUCCCUGAUGAAUUGGCACAUGCUUUAUCAUUGGUGUUUUCCACUGAACAAAAUGAUGAAAGGCUUGUUCGCAUACGACGACAAGUUCAUGCCUUUUUAAAUUUAACUCUUGAUAGACCUUAUUUUCGAAGAGCUAAUAGUUUAAUAUUGAUUCCUGCAAAUCAUAUAACAUGUCCUUUAAUGAAUGUUCAUCUUGGAGUAAAGCCGUCAGGAAUUCGCAGUGACCGUAGCAAAUCAUCACUUGUAAAAGGUGCCUAUUAUUAUUUUCAUUACAUGAUGGGUGGCAUUAAUGACAGUGGCUGGGGUUGUGCCUACAGGUCUUUUCAAACCCUUUUUUCAUGGUUUAAAUUACAGGGAUACACAACAAUGGAAAUACCAACACAUUUAGAAAUUCAAGAAUGCUUAGUUAAAUUGGGAGACAAACCAAAAGAAUUUAGAGGCAGUAAAACUUGGAUAGGAUCUACUGAAGUUGCAUACGUAUUAGAAAUUUUUGUGAAAUCUCAAUCAAUUAUUUUAAAUGUUGCUUCUGGUUCUGAAAUGGGUUCUAUAGGCCAAGCAAUUUAUGAACACUUUGAACUACAUGGUAUUCCUGUCAUGAUAGGAGGAGGUGUCCUUGCGCAUACAAUACUUGGAAUUGACAUUGAUGAAGAAUCUGGUGAUACAAAGUUUCUUGUCCUUGAUCCUCAUUAUACUGAAAAUGAUGACUUAAUAAAGAUCCAAAAAAAAGGUUUUGUUGGCUGGAAAGGCAUUGAUUUUUGGGAUUCUAGAUCAUUUUAUAAUGUUUGCCUUCCUCAGAGGCCCAGGUGUUAUUAAUUUAAUUUUAUUAGUUAGUUUGUAUACCGUGUUUAUAUUUUUUGUAUUUACAAAAUAUUUAAACAAACCUCCUUUCCCUCUUAAAAAACAAAAACAAUAAUUAAAAGAAAAUAACUCAAGAUUCACAGAUUUGUUAUUCAGCAUUUGAAUUAAUAACGAUCUAAAAAUUUAAUAUUGGCCAUCUCAUUUUGAUAAUAUUACUUUACCAUACUAUGGAUAUGUGUUUUAAAAGUAAUUUUUGUCUUUAAUUAUGCAGUCUUAAAUUUCUAUAUAAUUAUAUUUUACAAUCAUUCAUACUUCUUCAGUACAUGUUCUUACUCUGUGAUCUUGAUUUAAAAUUCUUUCUGUUUGACUAAGUUACAUGGAGGUUGAUUUUAUAUUAAAACAACUGAGGCAGUGUCAAAUUUAAUAAAAAAGUAAUUUUACAUUCCUUAACAACUAGGUCUAAUCCUUGAUGGCUAGACUUGAGUGAAUUGUUUUUCGUUAGCUUAAAUAUUUUGUUGCUCAACAUAUUACUGAUUAUAUUUACAAUUUCUCAGUAUCAGAUGUGAUAUUUUUUUGUUUUUCUUACGAUCAAAAGAAAAUGAGAAGAUAAAAAAUGCUAGGAAUUGAAAAUAAACACAAGUUAAACAGUAUUUCAAUAGUGAAACUUGUUAAGUUAUGAUUAUAUAUUGAAUAUAUAUAUAUACCAAUGUCAAAUCCUCCAAAAAAAAGUUAAUAGUCUUUGAUGAUUUAAUCAUUGAGUAAGUGUUAUUUUGUGCUUAAAUUAAUUAUGACUAUAAUCUUUAUAAAAUAGUUCCUUUUUCACACUUCACUGAAAGUUGAAUGUUUUAUAUUUAUUGAUUCUUUAUAUGUUUAUCUGUGUAUAUAUUUAAUGUGGUUGUUAUGUCAGUUUUUUAUUUUGUAUUAUUUGUACAAAUAUAUAUAUAUAUUUUUUAUUUAUGAA
Messenger RNA from Nezara viridula (southern green stink bug), 2787 nucleotides. Lineage: Eukaryota; Metazoa; Arthropoda; Insecta; Hemiptera; Pentatomidae. The record is from the annotation of a GenBank genome assembly.